Molecule: messenger RNA, 2241 nt
Organism: Dipodomys ordii (Ord's kangaroo rat)
Lineage: Eukaryota; Metazoa; Chordata; Mammalia; Rodentia; Heteromyidae
Gene: Slc45a1
Product: solute carrier family 45, member 1
Exons: 8
Coding region: 1-2241 (746 amino acids)
Biological process (GO): transmembrane transport
Cellular component (GO): membrane
Molecular function (GO): sucrose:proton symporter activity
Source: RefSeq, a predicted model, not a curated record
AUGACCGCGCCGGCGGCCAGCGGCAGCCCCGCGGGCGACGCGCUCUGCCCGGGCCUGGCCCCGCAGGACUCAUGCAGGGCGCACGUCUCCAGCUACGCGGGGUCCCUGACACGUCACAUCAGCCACCGGGCCAACAACUUCAAGCGACACCCCAAGAGGAGGAAGUGCAUUCGACCCUCUCCGCCCCCGCCCCCCAACACCCCCUGCCCCCUGGAGCUGGUGGACUUUGGGGACCUGCACCCCCAGAGGUCCUUCCGGGAGCUGCUGUUCAAUGGUUGCAUCCUGUUUGGCAUUGAGUUCAGCUACGCCAUGGAGACGGCUUAUGUGACCCCCGUGCUCCUGCAGAUGGGCCUGCCCGACCAGCUCUACAGCCUGGUGUGGUUCAUCAGCCCCAUCCUCGGAUUUCUGCUGCAGCCUCUGUUGGGUGCUUGGAGUGACAGAUGUGCCUCAAGGUUUGGAAGGAGGCGCCCUUUCAUUCUUGUCCUGGCCAUAGGGGCAUUGCUGGGCCUGUCCCUCCUGCUGAACGGCAGGGACAUCGGCCUGGCCCUGGCCGACACGGCCACCAACCACAAGUGGGGCAUCCUUCUGACUGUGUGCGGGGUGGUGCUGAUGGACUUCAGCGCCGACUCAGCCGAUAACCCCAGCCACGCAUACAUGAUGGAUGUGUGCGGACCCGUGGACCAGGACAGAGGCCUGAACAUCCAUGCUCUCCUGGCAGGCCUCGGCGGCGGGUUCGGCUAUGUGGUCGGGGGAAUCCACUGGGACCGAACCGGCUUCGGCAGAGCGCUGGGCGGCCAGCUCCGCGUCGUCUACAUCUUCACCGCCGUCACCCUGAGCGUCACCACGGUGCUGACGCUGGCCAGCAUCCCCGAGCGGCCUCUGCAGCCGCUGGGGGAGAAGAGGACGGCCAUGAAGAGCCCCAGCCUCCCCCUGCCGCCAUCGCCGCCUGUGGCCGUGGACGCCGGGGCCGGCGACGCGCUGCCCACGCCCGGCGGCGUGGACGCCAGCUUCUCCAGCCCCAUCUCGCCGCCCAGCCCCCUGACGCCCAAGUACGGCAGCUUCCUGAGCCGGGACAGCUCCCUGAGCGGCCUCAACGAGUUCGCGUCCUCCUUCGGCACGUCCCACAUCGACAGCGUGCUCAUCGACUGCUUCACCGCGGGCCACGACGGCUACCUGGCCCUCCCCAGCAGCCUGCCCAGGCAGGCCGUCAGCGCCAGCUUCCCCCGCGCCCCCGACGGCUGGGGCCGGCCGGACCGCAGGGACGGGGGCCUGGCGGCGGGCGCCGACGGGGACGUGCUGCGGGUGGGUUCCUUGGACGCUUCCAAGCCACGGGCGUCUGGGAUCCUGAAGAGACCCCAGACCCUGGCUCUCCCGGACGCGGCUGGGGGCGGCGGCCCCGAAACCAGCCGGAGGAGAACCGUGACCUUCAGCCAGCAGGUGGCCAACAUCUUACUGAACGGCGUGAAGUACGAGAGCGAGCUGCCGGGCGCGGGCGAGCCGGCCGACCAGCCGCUGUCCCUGCGCCGCCUCUGCGCCACCAUCUGCCACAUGCCGGCCGCGCUGCGCAGCCUGUGCCUCAAUCACUUCCUGGGGUGGCUGUCGUUCGAGGGCAUGCUGCUCUUCUACACGGACUUCAUGGGCGAGGUGGUGUUCCAGGGGGACCCGAAGGCGCCCCACGCGUCCGAGGCGUACCAGAAGUACAACCGCGGCGUGACGGUGGGCUGCUGGGGCCUGUGCAUCUACGCCUUCAGCGCUGCCUUCUACUCAGCCAUCCUGGAGAAGCUGGAGGAGCGGCUGAGCAUCCGCACCCUCUACUUCAUCGCCUACCUCGCCUUUGGCCUGGGCACUGGGCUGGCCACGCUCUCCCGGAACCUCUACGUGGUCCUGUCCCUCUGCGUCACCUAUGGUGUCCUCUUCUCCACGCUCUGCACCCUGCCCUACUCGCUGCUCUGCGACUACUACCAGAGCAAGAAGUUCGCAGGGUCCGGGGCGGACGGCGGCCGCCGGGGCAUGGGCGUGGACAUCUCCUUGCUCAGCUGCCAGUACUUCCUGGCCCAGAUCCUCGUCUCCCUGGUCCUGGGGCCCCUGACCUCGGCCGUGGGCAGCGCCACGGGGGUGAUGUACUUCUCCAGCCUUGUGUCCUUCCUGGGCUGCCUCUAUUCAUCCCUGUUUGUCACUUACGAGCUCCCUGCCGGUGACACGGGGGACCAGGAGUACCAGCCUCUCCUGCUCAACGUCUGA